CAAAGCAUACUGCUGACAGCUUCCCCCUUCAUGGCCUUUGAACACCACAAUGUCUGAUGUGAAAGUCUGGCCCAGUGUGAGUGGAAAUCCCCCUCCGCCAGAGGUCGUCAAUCCCAAGAAGCCUGGACGUGUAACCAAUCAGCUACAGUACCUGGAGAAGGUGGUGAUCAAAGCUUUAUGGAGGCAUCACUUUUCGUGGCCCUUUCACCAGCCAGUUGAUGCAGUGGCACUGUGUCUCCCAGAUUAUUAUACAAUUAUUACAAAUCCUAUGGAUCUGAGCACAAUUAACAAGCGUCUUAAGAACAAAUAUUACUGGCAAGCAAUUGAGUGUAUACAAGACUUCAACACCAUGUUCACCAACUGCUAUGUGUACAAUCGGCCUGGAGAUGACAUUGUUUUUAUGGCACAGGCCCUGGAGAAGCUUUUUUUGCAGAAAUUGUCCCAGAUGCCUAAAGAAGAGUGUGAAGAUACAUCAAUCACUGCAAAGGAAGCAGUGAAAAGCAAAAAGACGAGUGCAGGUGCCAUAAAGCAGAGAUCCCUCGUGUCAGAAGUUGUUCUCCAGCAGACGGUCACAGUCAUUCCUCCUGAUGUGCCUCAGUUCAUCCCACCCAUCCAGCUCUCCGCACAAAUUGAUGCAACAAUUAAAAAAGGAUUAAAGAGGAAAGCAGACCCCACUCCCUCCACCACCUCAGUGACCACCAGCAGUGAGGUGUCCCCUGCUGUGGAUCAUUCAGCACCUUGUACAUUAUCUACCAGGAGAGGCAGUGGAAGGCCCAUCAAACCUCCGAAGAAAGACCUGCCUACCUUUGAGACCAAGAAGGUCAGACUGUCUGAGCAGCUGAGGGACUGCAAUGAUAUCCUGAAGGAAAUGCUUUCAAAGAGGCACUAUGCAUAUGCCUGGCCCUUUUAUACCCCUGUUGAUGUGGUUGCUCUGGGCUUGCACGACUACCAUGACAUCAUCAAGCAGCCAAUGGACCUGAGCACCAUCAGGAAAAAAAUGGAUCAACGAGAGUAUUUGACUGCGAAGGAAUUUGCUGCUGAUGUCCGACUGAUGUUCUCCAACUGUUACAAAUACAAUCCACCAUCGCACGAGGUGGUCUACAUGGCGAGAAAACUGCAGGACGUUUUUGAGGCACGGUAUCUGAAGGUUCCCCAAAAAGCAGAGGAUUGUUCCAUAUCUCAUCCGCAAGCUGACAAGAGAAAAGGAAGUCUGUCAACCUCAGCAAGUUCUGAAAGUGAAAGCUCCUCAGAAGCCGAGAGUUCGUCAGAGGUGGCCACGCAGCUGGCCAGCCUGGAGGAGCGGUUGAAAGCUGUCAGUGAUCAGCUGAAGAAACUUACCCAGGAGCCCCUGAUGAAACCAAAGAAGAGAGACAAGUUGAAAAAGGAAAAAAGAGCCAAAGAAAAGGACAUUGCGCGAUUAAAGAACAAAUUCUCCAAAUGCAAAUCUGUUGUAGAGAAAAUGGCCAAAAACAAGAGCUCUACCUUGAAAAAUGGCAACAGACACAAUAUUGAUGGGACCUUACCUUUAAAAUGUGAGGAUGACGUCCCACCCACACCAGUGACUUACCGGGAGAAGAAGCAGCUGAAAUCAGACAUAGACAAGCUCCCUGGUGACAAACUGGGCAUGUUGGUGAACAUCAUUCAUGCCAGGGAGUCCUGUCUGCAACACUCCACUCUGGAGGACAUUGAGGUUGACUUUGAAAUGCUCAAGCCUUCCACAUUGAGAGCCCUGCAGAGGUUUGUUGCAGCAUGUCUGAAGAAGUGCAACAAGAGCGUUAGCAAUAAAAAGCUGGUGAAGCCUGCAGGAGGACUGCAGAGCAGAAAGGAUGCUGGGAGAUGUCAGGUUGCCAAUAAAGAGCAGCACCUUGUUAAGAAAAAAAAGCCAGCAGCUAAAAUCAAGGCAUCGCCUGACCUCAGCUACCCUUCAUGCCUCAGUGGCAGCAGCAGCAGCAGCAGCAGCAGCAGCAGCUCGUCAUCCAGCUCUGACAGCAGCAGCAGUCAUUCCAGCACUUCUGACAGCAGUGACUCUGAAUCAGUGCCAAAAACAAAGAAGCAGAAAAGUAAAGACUCUUGCCGAAAGGUUAGGACGAAGGUAAAGGUGACUCGCGCUGCCUGUUGUAAGCUGAUAUCGGAGACCAAAGAUUUGACAAAAGCCUCAGUCAAGACUGGUCAGCCUCCUCUUGCUGUGCAGUCCCCGGCAGCAGAAACCAAAGGCCACCCAACGCCCCGGAAUGCAGACCAGACCUGUGAUGAGCUGGAUUUAUCACCUCCAGAUUUGUCUGCCCUUUUGUCCCCCAUGGUGUCGCCAGGAGUUUUGCUGGACUGGGCUGCUGCCAGAUUUGAGGGCCCAGUGCUGUCCCCUCUGAAGGACAGCCCACUGUUCAGAGAUGAGACGAAUUUCAGAUACCUUGAGGACUUUCCUGACGGUCAGGUGACUCAUGUGCCUCACAGCACUACAGCCAAUAAAUCCACUGAAGAGGAAAAACAACAAAUCCCCAAAAAGGACAUUGUUCUGAAAAAUGCUGAGUCUUGGGCAAGACUGGUUAGGCAGUCAGUCACUCAGACCGCAAUCAAGUCCUCAAAAGAAAGCUUCCAGCAGUUCCGUAAGGCUGCCAUAGAAAAGGAAGAACGUGAAAAAGCACUGAAGAAGAAACAGGUGGAAGGAAACAAGGAGAAGGAGAGCAGCCUACCAGACUCGUGUAAAGCAGAAGCAAAUCCACAACCUAUUAAAGAGGAUCCUGAUUCACCGGAGAGCGUUUGCUCAGAGGCUAACUCAGACGCUAAAGAUGCUGAGCAGCAGCAGCCGAAGUCUCCCAUAGAAACACAAGCUGUGACCACGCAGUCCUCAGUGGACAGGGAAAGGGAGAUGGCUCGCAAAAAGGAGCAAGAACGUCGCAGGCGAGAAGCCAUGUCUGGUAUUGACAUGACUAUGCAGCGGGACAUCAUGACUACGUUUGAGCUUAACCUGGACUAAAAAGAAAAAUCGUCCUCUGUGCAAGACGUCUGUGCGUCGUCUCAGAGUAACUUGAGCUGUCGGGUCUUUCUUGUGCACAAAAGACAACUUCACAUCAACCUUAUGUAUGUUCGAGACUUAAAAAUGAAAACUUAACUGUGAAAUCGACAUUUAGUGAAAUAUAAAUGGGUCUCUCCCUUGAUUUGUAUUCGUUUGCCAUGCUGUGUCCCGAGUCACACUUGAAUUUGAGAUGUUUGGGGUGACGAUCGAAGUUCAAACCUGAACGAGUCUUUCGUGCAUGUGUUUUCUGUUCUUCUCUCAUUCGGAUGAGUCGUCCAACAUCUGUCGUCUGUCAAUAACGUCCUUACAGUUGUAGUUUAAAUGCCACCUUGCUGUCUUGUUUGCUGAAAUGUGCAGUGAUGUGUAGUUCUGCUGAGUUCUCCCACUGGAUGAACCCUAAAUGUAAACACUGGAUAAACGCAAGCAUGGCUUUUUUAAAAAUAACCAUUCAGGCGCAGGAGUACGUGAACAUUUUGAACAAAGAUCGGUCCUUGCCGAAGUUUCCAACGUGGAGUGGAAUUGAAUAAUCUCAGUUCCUUAUUUGCUGAACUACUUGAAAAUGCCAUAUAUUGUGUUUACUGGACACGCU
Molecule: messenger RNA, 3602 nt
Organism: Chelmon rostratus (copperband butterflyfish)
Lineage: Eukaryota; Metazoa; Chordata; Actinopteri; Chaetodontiformes; Chaetodontidae
Gene: brdt
Product: bromodomain, testis-specific
Exons: 19
Coding region: 50-2974 (974 amino acids)
Biological process (GO): positive regulation of transcription elongation by RNA polymerase II; chromatin remodeling
Cellular component (GO): nucleus; chromatin
Source: RefSeq, a predicted model, not a curated record